Coniosporium apollinis CBS 100218 is the source of this 1239-nucleotide messenger RNA. RefSeq lists its product as uncharacterized. Gene Ontology annotation, cellular component: membrane-bounded organelle; cytoplasm. The record is from RefSeq and is a predicted model, not a curated record. Gene Ontology annotation, molecular function: zinc ion binding; N-acylphosphatidylethanolamine-specific phospholipase D activity. NCBI's taxonomy places the organism in Eukaryota, Fungi, Ascomycota, Dothideomycetes. The transcript is spliced from 4 exons. Gene Ontology annotation, biological process: N-acylphosphatidylethanolamine metabolic process; N-acylethanolamine metabolic process. Bases 1 to 1239 code for a protein of 412 amino acids.
AUGUCUUCCGCGUCCACAAGCACGGCGCUGUAUGCAGCUGUGGUAUCCUCGUCCCAGAUGAUGGGUGCAGUACCGGAGGAUGCCAAAGACCGAACGCAUCACCUCAAAGACGGGAAGGGCUUCAGAAAUCCAUGGGACUCUUACAGGGAAAUGAGCGUGACAGCAAUCAUGAAAGCCAUGAUCUGGCGACAUCUGAGCGGUAAAGCCAACAAGCCCGAUACUACGCCACCAACUGUCCCAGUCCGCAAGCCAGCCUUCCUGCCAACCCGAGAGACCUCCACAUUAAGAGCGACGUGGCUAGGGCACGCGUGCUACUAUGUUGAGUUCCCCGGCGGUCUACGAGUGCUCUUCGAUCCUGUCUUCGAAUCACGAUGUUCGCCAUUCUCCUUCAUGGGGCCGAAGCGUUACACCGAGAUGCCGUGUAAGCUUGAAGACAUACCGUGUAUCGACGCUGUCAUCAUCUCGCAUAGCCACUACGACCACCUUUCGCAUCCUACCAUCACCAAGAUUAAAGAGCUACACCCUAAUACACACUUCUUCGUACCUUUAGGCAACAAGCAGUGGUUUUUGAAAUCUGGGGUGGAAAACGUCACAGAGUUGGAUUGGUGGGAGUCCAGAGACAUACACCUGUCAGCGAUGCAGUCGAAAGACAAAGCACCGAGCGACGGCCACGUCACGCAAGAUGACAAGGUCAUUAAGACUGGAGGAUCUAAAGAUAUUCAGGCCACCAUAGGCUGCUUACCGUGCCAGCACACGAGCGCGCGGACACCGUUCGAUAAGAACCAUACCCUGUGGGCGAGCUGGAGCGUUGAGUCAGGGGGCAAGAGGAUCUGGUUUGGAGGCGACACGGGAUACCGCGCCGUAGACGAGCUACCCGCCGGCGAGGACGACUAUGACCCAAAGCACAAGUUUCCGCAUUGUCCCGCAUUCAAACAGAUCGGCAACCUUCGAGGACCGUUCGAUCUCGGAUUGAUCCCUAUUGGAGCCUAUGAUCCGAGGUAUAUCAUGUCGCCGAUGCAUGCGAAUCCCUUCGACAGCGUCAAUAUCUUUGUUGACACGAGAUGCAAACGUGCCCUUGGUAUCCACUGGGGCACCUGGGUUCUGACGGAGGAAGAGGUUCUCGAGCCUCCGAAGUUGCUCAAGAAAGCACUGGCUCAGAAGAGCAUACCCGAAGAAGGCGUAUUCGAUGUCUGCGAUAUCGGCGAAAGUCGCGAAUACCGUGGCCCAGAGCCGCUGUGA